This is a messenger RNA of Sorex fumeus (smoky shrew), 1566 nucleotides long. Its product is annotated as arsenite methyltransferase-like. Gene Ontology annotation, biological process: arsonoacetate metabolic process; toxin metabolic process. NCBI's taxonomy places the organism in Eukaryota, Metazoa, Chordata, Mammalia, Eulipotyphla, Soricidae. The record is from RefSeq and is a predicted model, not a curated record. Gene Ontology annotation, cellular component: cytosol. The transcript has 11 exons. Gene Ontology annotation, molecular function: arsenite methyltransferase activity. The coding region runs from base 37 to 1164 and encodes 375 amino acids.
UUGGGUCCCAGUGCGGGAAAGGCGAAGGACGCGGAGAUGGCUGCCCCUCGAGACGCCGAGAUCCUGAAUUCCGUGAAGACGUACUACGGGAAGGUGCUGAAGAAGUCAGCGGAUCUCCAGACCAACGCGUGCGUCACCCCGGCCAGGCCGGUGCCCAAGCACAUCCGAGAAGCGCUGCAGAAUGUGCACGAGGAAGUAACCUUGAGGUAUUAUGGCUGUGGUCUGGUUCUGCCUGAGCAUUUGGAAAACUGCUGGAUUCUGGACCUGGGUAGUGGAAGUGGCAGAGAUUGCUAUGCCCUUAGCCAGCUGGUUGGUGAGAAGGGACAUGUCACUGGAAUCGAUAUGACCGAAGGCCAGGUCGAAUCGGCUAAGAAAUACGUUGACUACCACAUGGAAAAAUAUGGCUUCCGGACUCCCAACGUGACUUUUGUUCUUGGCUACAUAGAGAAGCUGGGGGAGGCUGGAAUCGACGCGGACAGUCAUGACAUUGUGGUAUCAAAUUGUGUCGUUAACCUUUCGCCUGAUAAAGAACAAGUGCUGCGGGAGGUGUAUCGAGUGCUCAAGCCCGGUGGGGAGCUCUAUUUCAGUGAUGUCUACGCCAGCCUUGACUUGCCGGAGAACAUCAGGACCCACAAAGUGCUAUGGGGAGAGUGCUUGGGUGGUGCUUUGUACUGGAAGGACCUUGCCAUCCUUGCCCAAAAAGUUGGAUUCUGCCCUCCACGUCUGGUCACUGCCAGUAUUAUUACAAUUCAAAACAAGGAACUGGAAAGCGUGGUUGGUGACUGUCGUUUUGUCUCUGCGACAUACCGUCUCUUCAAACUGCCAAAGACAGAAGCAAUGCAGAGAUGCCAAGUGAUUUACAACGGUGGAAUCAAGGGGCAUGAAAAGGAACUAAUCUUUGAUGCAAAUUUCACAUUUAAGGCAGGGGAGGUGGUGGAGGUGGACGGACACACUGCAGCCACCUUGAAGAAUUCGAGAUUCGCCCCAGAGUUCCAGUUCAGACCGACGGGAGCGAAGCCAGCAACGUGUGGAGGCAGCUGUGGUCCGCAGUCUGAGGAUUUAAUCUCGGACCCAUUCAAGCUUGCAGAAGAAUCUGACAAACAAAAGCCCAGAUGUUCUGCCAAUGUGGCCGGCAGUUGCUGUGGCGCCAAGACAAGCUGCUGAGACUCCAGGUGAUCAGAAGACAGUGGUUAGGAGGCAGAGGGCUAAGCUGUCAAGCCUAAUUUGAUCUUCCCUAGAGCAAUGGCCCAAGGCUGUGGUAUUCCAGAUCACUGAUCAAUAUAAAUGAAAGACUUUUGGAAGGCAUUAAUUGAAGGGUCUAAAGCAAGUGGCCUAAAUAUAAUUUAGUCAAGUUUUCCUUUUUGUUUUUUUUAAAUUAAUUCAGAGUUCUGGUGCCACCUAGUGAUCAAAAAAGGAACACUUUGGUGGUUUUUUUUUUUGGAUUCUGUUUAUUCUGUGAAUUUGUUUUUACAGAAGCUGCACACACGAACAGAACUACAAUAAUCACUGAUGACUCAGCUCCAUAUUGCUAUAACAUCCACAGAGAUAAAAUAAAUUAAAAAUAAA